GCGGGACCACAUGCGCUAUGUGGGAACAGAAAAGGGCCAGAGUCGAAUGGACAGAAACAUGACUGGAAGACGACAGUGACGGGCAGGUCAAAGGUGACGAUGCUGUUCAAGGCUUUAGCUGUUGCGUUGGUCGCCGUUGUGCUGUCUUAUUGCCUACGUGUGCUGUAUUCUUUGGGCUUUCACCUGCACAACUUUCAGCACAAACCAGGAGUAUGCAGGAAGGUAGAGGGAAUCCCUCCUGGUUCCGAAGACAUGAGGAUGCUGAGCGAUGGCUCUGUGUUCAUCACGUCAGGUUAUAUGACAAACCUUGCUUCCCCAAGUUUUAAGGAAUUUUAUUUCAAGCACCGGGAAAAUGGCGGUAUCUUCUUUGUGAAUUUGACGGCACCUAACGUUGAAGCCAAAGAAGUACAGAUACUGGAGAGUGCAAGCUUCCAGUUGGCAAACUUCUUCCCACAUGGACUCGACGUGGUGGAGAAUAAAGAGAGCGGUAGACACGUGAUUUUUGUUGUGAAUCACGUGAUUGGGUCGCGAGACCGCAUAGAAAAAUUUCGGUAUCUCCCCAAAACGUCACAGCUUGAACAUCUGGCGUCCUUCUCUGGGAAAGAAUUGGGUUUGUGUAAUGACGUGGCCGCCCUUAGCAAAGAUGCGUUCUACGUCACCAACAGUAUGUACAGCAACGGUCUCCCGUGGUCAAUCCUUGAAGGUCUGUCUUUCAUCAAGAAAGGUAGCAUCGUCUUUAACGACGGCUCGGGAUUUUCGGAAGUUGUCUCAAAUAUAAGACUCCCGAACGGAAUUACGAUUUCAAAAGACGAAAGCUUUGUUUACGUGGCUAUGGACAAUGACCUGUACGUGUAUCAGAGGGCAAAGGAUAACAAGCUGACCUUGAUACAGGAGGUCCUAGCCCUACCUCUCCGACAAGGCAAAGUGCUGGAGGAAGGUAUCCGGGAGCUGCUGUAUGACGAGGGCGCCCUCAUCUCAGGCUCGUCUGUGGCAGUGCCGCACCAAGGGAGGAUACUCGUGGGCUCCGUCAUGAGCAGCCUGGUGCUGUGUGACGUCAACGUUCCACUCGACUAAGUGACGCUCACUUAUUUUCCCACAGACUUACUAGAUCUAAGUUUUGUUGUUGUUUGUUUUGUUUUUGUUUUUGUUUUUUUAUCUCCCACUCAAUCCUAUAAUUAAAAUGACACCGUUUGAUUAGUAUAGCGUUUUGCACGUGAUGCAAAUUAGUUGAGUUUUUUUAAUGGGGUUUUUU
Aplysia californica (California sea hare) is the source of this 1252-nucleotide messenger RNA. RefSeq names its product serum paraoxonase/arylesterase 2. The record is from RefSeq and is a predicted model, not a curated record. Gene Ontology annotation, molecular function: arylesterase activity. NCBI's taxonomy places the organism in Eukaryota, Metazoa, Mollusca, Gastropoda, Aplysiida, Aplysiidae.